GGGGGACUGUGGGAAAGGCUUCCUUGGAUUCGCGCCUGGCAACGGCUGGGCGUCCAGCUCUGGCCUGCGGAGCCUCAGGCGUCGCGUCUUCCUCCGGCCCACUCGUGGUCAGCCCGCUCCCCUCGGCACGAGGUACAAAUGAUGGAAAAUGUGCACCUGGCACCAGAAACAGAUGAAGACGAUCUUUAUUCUGGUUUUAAUGACUACAAUCCAGCCUAUGAUACUGAGGAGUUGGAGAAUGACACAGGUUUUCAGCAAGCGGUGAGAACCAGUCAUGGCAGAAGACCUCCGGUAACAGCUAAAAUACCAAGCACAGCAGUCAGCAGACCCAUAGCCACUGGAUACGGGUCUAAGACAUCCCUGACGUCAUCAAUGGGAAGACCAAUGACAGGGACUAUCCAGGAUGGAGUUGCUCGACCCAUGACAGCAGUGAGAGCAGCUGGCUUUUCCAAGGCAGCUUUACGAGGCUCUGCGUUUGACCCCCUCGGCCAGUCCAAGGGCCCUGCUCCUCCUUUGGAAGCCAAAAACGAAGAUAGUCCAGAGGAAAAGAUCAGACAGUUGGAGAAGAAAGUAAACGAAUUGGUAGAAGAAAGCUGUAUUGCCAACAGCUGUGGAGACUUAAAGCUGGCCUUAGAAAAGGCAAAAGAUGCAGGAAGAAAAGAGAGAGUCCUGGUGAGACAGCGAGAGCAAGUUACGACUCCAGAAAAUAUCAACUUGGACUUAACGUACUCCGUUCUCUUCAACUUGGCCAGUCAGUAUUCAGCUAAUGAAAUGUAUGCAGAAGCACUAAAUACAUACCAAGUUAUAGUGAAAAAUAAGAUGUUUAGCAAUGCAGGAAGACUGAAAGUGAAUAUGGGAAAUAUUUAUUUAAAGCAGAGGAAUUAUUCCAAAGCCAUUAAGUUCUACCGAAUGGCCUUAGAUCAGAUCCCGAGUGUCCAUAAAGAAAUGAGGAUUAAAAUAAUGCAGAACAUUGGAAUUACAUUUAUAAAAACUGGUCAAUAUUCAGAUGCCAUUAACUCAUUCGAGCACAUCAUGAGUAUGGCCCCGAAUCUGAAGGCAGGCUUCAACCUCAUUCUCAGUUGUUUUGCCAUUGGAGAUCGAGAGAAAAUGAAGAAGGCAUUCCAGAAAUUAAUUGCUGUUCCGUUAGAAAUUGAUGAAGAUGAUAAAUAUAUCUCCCCAAGUGAUGAUCCCCAUACUAACUUACUGAUUGAGGCUAUAAAAAAUGACCAUCUCAGGCAGAUGGAACGUGAAAGGAAAGCCAUGGCAGAAAAAUACAUCAUGACAGCUGCAAAACUCAUCGCUCCUGUGAUCGAAGCAUCCUUUGCUGUGGGUUACAACUGGUGUGUGGAAGUGGUGAAGGCUUCUCAGUACGUGGAGCUGGCCAACGAUCUGGAGAUUAACAAAGCAAUUACAUACUUGAGACAAAAGGACUUUAACCAAGCUGUAGACACCUUGAAAAUGUUUGAAAAGAAGGACAGUAGAGUGAAAAGUGCAGCUGCAACCAACCUCUCCUUCCUGUAUUACCUGGAAAAUGAAUUUGCCCAGGCCAGCAGCUAUGCAGACUUAGCUGUGAACUCGGAUAGAUACAACCCAUCAGCUCUCACUAAUAAAGGGAACACGGUUUUUGCAAAUGGUGAUUAUGAGAAGGCAGCUGAAUUCUAUAAAGAGGCCCUAAGAAAUGAUUCUUCUUGUACUGAAGCACUUUAUAACAUUGGCCUCACCUAUAAGAAGCUAAACCGUCUGGAUGAAGCCUUGGACUCCUUCCUGAAACUGCAUGCAAUCCUUCGGAACAGCGCUCAAGUUCUUUGCCAGAUAGCAAAUGUAUACGAGCUAAUGGAAGAUCCCAAUCAAGCCAUUGAGUGGCUGAUGCAGUUGAUCAGCGUGGUGCCGACUGACUCCCAAGCUCUGUCUAAACUGGGAGAACUGUACGACAGUGAGGGGGACAAGUCCCAAGCGUUCCAGUAUUACUACGAGUCAUACAGGUAUUUCCCUUCUAAUAUUGAGGUCAUUGAGUGGCUUGGAGCUUAUUACAUUGAUACCCAGUUCUGUGAAAAAGCUAUUCAGUACUUUGAAAGAGCAUCUCUUAUACAACCCACACAAGUGAAAUGGCAGCUGAUGGUAGCUAGCUGUUUUAGAAGAAGCGGUAACUACCAAAAGGCAUUAGAUACUUACAAAGAGAUCCACAGGAAAUUUCCAGAGAAUGUUGAAUGUUUGCGUUUCUUGGUUCGUCUCUGCACAGAUAUUGGAUUAAAAGAAGUUCAAGAAUAUGCCACAAAACUCAAGAGGUUGGAAAAAAUGAAAGAAAUGAGGGAACAGCGCAUAAAAUCGGGCAGAGACAGCGGCGGAGGCUCUCGCAGCAAACGAGAGGGGAGUUCUGGCAGUGACAGUGGCCAGAACAAUAGUGCCAGUAGUAAAAGUGAACGACUGAGUGCCAAGCUCAGAGCUUUGCCUGGGACAGAUGAACCUUAUGAAAGUAGCGGUAACAAAGAAAUAGAUGCCUCCUAUGUGGAUCCACUGGGCCCUCAAAUAGAAAGACCAAAAACUGCAGCCAAAAAGAGAAUCGACGAGGAUGAUUUUGCUGAUGAAGAGUUAGGAGAUGACUUGCUUCCAGAAUAAUACAAACUUUAAUACUGUGUGUGUGUGUGUGUGUGUGUGUGUGUGUGUGUGUGUGUGUGUGUGUGUGUGUACAUGUGUGUAAGACAGAAGACAGCCUUGGAUGCUGUUCCCCAGGCACCAUCCGUCCAUCCACCAUUUUUGUGACAGGGUCCCUAUCUGGCCUGAACAUGCCGUGUGGGCAGUGGCCAGCAACCUCCAGGGAUCCUGCCUGUCUCCACUCCCUCUUCCCUGGUGCUGCGGUUAUAAGCACUUGCCACCACACCCAGCUUUCUGUAAAGGGGCUCUGGGGUCUGAACUCAGGUCCUCGGGCUUGUGUGGCAAGCACUUUCCCACUGUGCUCUCCCUGUCCCCGUAAGUCAUUGACUGAAGGGAAGAAAUUGCCUUAUAAGAUAAUACUCUUGUUAACCCUGAGAUCAGACAUCCAAACUUUAACUUUGUACACUGUUGAAACUUUAAAGAGUGUAUUCUGGCCGGGCGGUGGUGGCGCACGCCUUUAAUCCCAGCACUCGGGAGGCAGAGCCAGGCGGAUCUCUGUGAGUUCGAGGCCAGCCUGGUCUCCAAAGCGAGUUCCAGGAAAGGCGCAAAGCUACACAGAGAAACCCUGUCUCGAAAAAACCAAAAAAAAAAAAAAAAAAGAGUGUAUUCUGUUCUCUGAAGAUGGAUCUGUGCUGUCAUUUUUAUGGAAUAAAACCCAUGAAGCUACUCUACUACCUUAGGCCAAUGACUUCCUUGCCUUUCUAGUAACACCAACCCACAGUGAGAAGUCGGUGUUUUAGAACAACACAGUAUCUGCCCACUCACAAGAAAGCUUGUGUAUAUAGUGACAAAAUUUACCUUUAUUACUAUAUAUAAAGUUCCAGUAGAGAGCUUUAAAAUUACUAAGAUACAUGUGUGAUCUUUAUUCAAGCUGCUUGACUGGAGUCUUUGGAAAGCUUGUCUCGCUAUUAGGACAGUUCUCUUUUGAAGGCAGCAUAACAACAGAAAUAGAGAAAACAACAAACUGUAACCUUGCUCUUUUUAAUGGUUCCCACUGCCGUGUGCACAGUGAAGCAAUGUCUCAAGACUGGUUGGCCCACUCCUUGCUUAGAGCACGCGUCUGGGGCAGGAUGGCUUGUGUGUUCCUUUAGACAUGUCUAUGAGGGGCUAGACUGUCUGAAGAACUGGCUGCUCCACCUUACUUGUCCAGAGUGGUUGGUACUGAACUUGUGGGCUCAAAUGAUCCUGCCUCAGGCUCUUGAGUAGCUAAGACUGUAAGCAAAUGUCACCCAGAAACAUUUUAAAAUAUGAAGAUAUUGUGGGGUGCCCAACACUGACUAAUAUAUUCCCAAUGCAAUCCCUGCACCCAAGGUUCAGGGAAAAUCAUGGAGGGGGGGAUGAGUGUAAGAGCCAGAAGACUAGAACAUCUGCUGUGAGGGAGGAUCUCCUAUACAAGAUGGAGAAAGAUCACAUGUGAGUUCUCAACAAUCUCAAAAACAUAGCCACCUGAACAAGAGUAGCACAAGGACAUCACUGGCUGACAUGCCAUUGUGAACAGGGUCGAUUCCACAGGGUCCCACCUCUAGAUGAGAAGCUACAAUGGCCUCUGAGAGGGAGAAUCAGUCUCCUCCAGGGAUAAACUCUUCCUGCAUAGGUUAUCCAGUCCCACAAGUGAGCCCUGGCUGGACAUGUACAUAUAAACAAAAUUAAAUGGACUCAGUAGGUUAUGUAUACAUGUGUGUAUUUACAUGCUUAAUAUAUUAAGUAUAUACAUACAGCAAUAAUAAAGAGAUCAUGAAUUUGAGAGGGGGACAUGGGAUGAGGGAGGGGAAGAAGGAAGGUGAUAUAGAUGUAUGAAGUUCUCAAAAAAUUAAAAAAAAAAUAUAUAUAUAUAUAUGAGUGUAUAGAUAUGUUGAAACAGAAAGGUAGGAAAAGCUCAAUCCAACCAAAGGAAUAAAGGAGAAGUCAACCUUUUACACAGAAAACCUCAUAACAAUAUUUGACUUUGGCAAUAAUUAUAUAUUAUGCAUUAUUAUUAUAUCAUCUUCUGACCUUGUCAAAGUCAUUGCAAUGAACUAGUGGGAAGAGUUCUCAGCUGGAGUACAUUGAGCAAACAGGAAGUGAGACUUUUAGAACCAGAGAACAAAGACAAGCCCGAGCACUUUGCUGCUGUCAAAGCAGAGAAGAGAUGGUGGCUAGUUAAUGUCUGGGGUCAAGAAGGCUCAUAGCAUGCAUCACGGAAGAUCCAGCGUGUAUAAGCUUGAAUGCAAGCGAGUCAGUGUUGGUCUGGCGGUGGCAGCUGCUCUCAUACGUGUCUAUGGAAGAAAAUGAGAGAUCUGGUGAGAACAGAUCUACAUCAGUGACCUUGGAAAAGGGAAUGGAGGCAGAAAACUUAAUAGGAUAUUUGUAUUGACUGCUGUGUUAGUCAGUGUUAUUGUCAAUGUGUUUGGCACUGGCUCAUGUGUCUGAACAUCCGGUCCCCAGCUGGUGAUGUUUAGGGAGGUGUCACCUUGUGGGAGGAAGUGAGUCACUGAUGAUUACGCUGCUUUAUCUCCUGGUCCACUGAGCUCUGAGCAAGCAGCUGCCUGCCACACGCCUGCCAUCACAGAACCUCCCGCCACCAUGCCUUUCCUGUCAUGGAUUGUACUCUCUCAAACUGAGCCAAAACUCCCCUAAAGUUGCUUUGGCUAUCCUGGAACUCGCUCUGUAGACCAGGCUGACCUCAAACACAUAGAGAUUUGCCUGCCUCUGCCUUCCCAGUGCUAGGAUUAAAGGCAUGUGCCACCACCCGGCAAUUUUAAGAGUUGGAUUAGUGCAGACAAGUACUGCAGAAGAAAAGCACACCAAGGGAUUGUAAGAAUGUGAUGAUAAAGAUGAGCUAGGAAGCUGGGCUAGACAAGAGAAAUAGGGAUUAAAGAGUGAACUGUCAUUGAAUACCAUGAUCUGAAGACAGAUAAGUCUGAGAAGUGCAGAACAGAACAUACAUGGGUGCUGGAAUCAGACAUUGGGAUGUGGUCAGCCAUUCCUGAGGAGGAGACCUUGGAUACGGCCACACAAUUUGAUAGCCUGAGAUCAGACAAAGCCGGGGUGGGGGUGGAGGGUGAAG
Messenger RNA from Peromyscus californicus insignis, 5698 nucleotides. RefSeq names its product intraflagellar transport 88 (gene Ift88). Gene Ontology annotation, cellular component: ciliary basal body; centriole; ciliary base. The transcript is spliced from 26 exons. Gene Ontology annotation, biological process: kidney development; non-motile cilium assembly; inner ear receptor cell stereocilium organization. NCBI's taxonomy places the organism in Eukaryota, Metazoa, Chordata, Mammalia, Rodentia, Cricetidae. The record is from RefSeq and is a predicted model, not a curated record. Gene Ontology annotation, molecular function: kinesin binding. Bases 139 to 2616 code for a protein of 825 amino acids.